AACGAGAAAAAGCGUCUCUACUCAAGGAAAGUUCUAGACAUUGAACAUGGAAAAUUUACAGCUUUGGUCUUCGCCACAACUGGCGGAAUGGGAAAGGAGUGCUUGAUGUAUCACAGCCGCUUAGCACAGCUAAUCGCCAUCAAAAAACUGAGGGGAGCAGUAUGUCAAAACCAUCUCACGGAGCAGAACCAGAACCUCAUUCGCACUCUUGAGAUAUGCGUUAGUUUGUCUUAGAGGCUCUAGAAAAAGGAGAGUGCCAUGUGCCAUCCAAUAGGACUAUUGAUGUGUUUCAUUUGCUUUUUCUUAUCGAUCUCUUAAUCUUUAGUUACGUCCUCUUAUAGGGAAAUUG
Molecule: messenger RNA, 349 nt
Organism: Porites lobata
Lineage: Eukaryota; Metazoa; Cnidaria; Anthozoa; Scleractinia; Poritidae
Source: the annotation of a GenBank genome assembly